Heterostelium album PN500 is the source of this 1959-nucleotide messenger RNA. RefSeq names its product putative RNA helicase (gene ddx55). Lineage: Eukaryota; Evosea; Eumycetozoa; Acytosteliales; Acytosteliaceae. The transcript is spliced from 5 exons. The record is from RefSeq and is a predicted model, not a curated record. Gene Ontology annotation, molecular function: nucleic acid binding; ATP binding. Bases 1 to 1959 code for a protein of 652 amino acids.
AUGAAUUUGAUAGGUGGUGGUUUAGAAUGGGAUCAAUUUAGUCCAACACUCUCAAGCGAUACAAUGAAAACCAUUGAGAGUCUUGGAUUUACCUAUAUGACACCAGUGCAAUCAUCAUCGAUUCCGUUGUUUCUUACCAAUAAGGAUGUACUCGUAGAAGCUUGCACCGGUUCCGGUAAGACAUUGGCAUUUAUCAUUCCAAUAGUUGAAAUCAUUAAAAAACGUUCCGAUCCACUAAAGAAGACUGAUAUUGCAUCUAUUAUCAUAUCUCCAACAAGAGAAUUAGCAACACAAACAUUUCAAGUUUUACAGAAAUUCAUUUCUCCAGAGAUUGCAACUCAUUUGACAGCACCUUCUUCUACUUUAUCAACAAAUGAAUCAGAUGAAUCGGAUGAACCAUCAUUCAAACAGAUAUUGACAUCGAUAUUAUUGAUUGGAGGUACACCGAUCUACGAUGAUAUUCAACGAUUCAAUAGAGAAGGUGGAAAUAUUAUCGUUGGUACUCCUGGCAGAAUCGAUGAGUUUAUGAGUAGAAUCGAUAAGGAUCAACUCAAGGUGAAGCAAUUCGAAGUGUUGAUUCUCGAUGAAGCGGACCGUCUGUUGGAUAUGGGUUUUCAUUUGACGAUCAAUUCCAUUCUCAAUAGAAUACCAAAGCAACGACGUACAGGACUGUUCUCUGCCACACAGACAAGCGAUGUCAAGGAACUGGCGCGUACCGGUGUCUAUCACCGUCCAGCAAAAGGAUACACUGGAAGUGCAGUCGAUUCCCUCGACACUCAAGAAUCUCUAUACGAUCUGCACACUCGAGGAGAAGUUCAAUCAGUUGGUUCACUUCUUGGUGCAUCACAUCGAUCAAUACAAGAUCAUCGUUUACUUCUUGACCUGUGCAGACGUCGAUUACUUCUAUCGGUUGGUUCGCGAUUUGAAGUGCAUGAAAGACAAGUCGGUGUUUUCACUGCAUGGAAAGGCGCCACACGAGAAACGACAGCUGAUCUUCAACGAGUAUGGCAAGUAAUCGGUAGAACCGCUAGAAUUGGUCGCGAUGGAAAUGCACUGUUGUUCUUGACGCGCGAGGAAGACACCUACAUUGAGUUCAACAAGCUCAGAAAGGUGCCAUUGGAAGAGCGACCGAUUGAGACACCGGCAGAAGACUAUCUUGCACAGGCGAAAAAGAUUGUUAUGACCGAUCGUGACACAAUGGAGAAGGGAACAAUUGCAUUCGUUUCACAUGCUCGUGCAUACAAUGAGCAUCAAUGUUCAUAUAUUUUCGUUCCACACCGACAAGACAUGUAUAAACUCGCUCAUGGUUACGCACUCCUACGUCUACCGGCAAUGCCUGAAUUCAAAGAUAAACCAGAGUCACUCGAGUGGUCGAGUGGAGUAACACUUGAGCAAAUAGAACGUAUUCCAUAUAAAGAUAAGAAACGUGAAAAACAUAGAAAAUCAAAGUUAAAACAAGAAAAAGAAAAACAAAAAGAUAAGAAACAAGAGAAAUUAAAAGAACAAGAAGAAAAGAAAGAAUUGGAAAAAGAAAAAGAAUUACAAAAGGAAAAGGAAAAGGAGGAAAAGGAAAAGGAAGCGGCUAGUAAUGAAAAGAAUUUGUUGACAAAGAGACAGAGAGAGGAGAUUCAACAUCAAAAGGAUUUGGAAGAGAUUGACGAAGAUUUUAAAUUACACAAAAAACUCAAGCGUGGCAAGAUUUCAAAGAAUAAGUUUGAUAAGGAAGAUGAAGACUUGGAACGUCAGAUUGAAUUGGAAAUGAAAGAACAGAAAGAAGCGGAAAAGAAAGAAAAAGAAGAAAAGAAAGAAAAGAAAGAGGCCGAAAAGAAUAACAAUAAUAAAACAAAUAGUAAUAGCACAGAUAAUAGCAAGAAGAAUAAAAAGGUUGAAAAGAAGAUGAAUAACAAAUCAAAGAAACCAAAUCAAUCAAGACAAAAGAAAAUAUCUAAAAGAAAAUAA